Messenger RNA from Schistosoma intercalatum, 915 nucleotides. The record is from the annotation of a GenBank genome assembly. NCBI's taxonomy places the organism in Eukaryota, Metazoa, Platyhelminthes, Trematoda, Strigeidida, Schistosomatidae.
UAUAUCCAAAUGAAUCAAUUCAAUUCAUAAAUAUAAUAAAAUUAAUGAAAUAUUUACAUUUUAUCAUAUUGUGUUUAUUACAAUUAUACUUGAUUACAUCAACUCCAUUUCAAUGGUACAAACAGUAUACAAUACAUAGUUGUAUAUAUAUAUUUAUAGCUACUUAUACUUUGACAUCAUUUCAUAUCUAUUGGAUGGUAUAUUUCAUUGAUUCAAAUAUAAUAAUCGAGAAUCCGGAAUUGAAUAAAUUACCAUUAUAUUAUUUGCAUUUUAUUAAUUCCAUGGGCGUAAUCGUGAUUAUUACUGAUGCAUUACUAUGGAAACCAAAACGAAUUCCCUUUUUAGUUUCGUACAUUCCUUGUUGUAUGUUUAUUAGUAUAUACAUUGCAUACUUAGAGAUAACAAAUUCAUUAAAUGAUUAUAUAGAAUUACCAGAUUCUGAUAUACUAUCAAUUCUAUAUCGUUUUCUAUACUAUUUAUUACUAUGGUUAAUAAUCACCAUAUUCAAUAUAUUCAGUUAUGUAAUAAUUCGUUUACUUCAUUUAAAGAAAAAACAGCAAAUGAACUAUUAACAACUUCAUCAUAGUUUACUAUAAAAAACAAAAAAAACAAAAAAGAAAAAAGAGAAAAGAAAAGAAAGAAAAAAGAGAAAAGAAGAAGAAGAAGAAGAGAUCGUACAAUAAGUUGUAUGCUGAUGAUGAUUUCUCUUAAGUUAAUUAUAGAAUUAAUCAAUAUUUACUAUUGUUUUUAUUUAAUUAUUUGAACACAUAAACAUUGGUACAAUAGGGUUAUAGUUACGUUGGCCAGAUACUAUUAACAACAACUUACUGUAGGAGAGAACAAACCAGAUACCAGCGGAGGAAGAAGCGCUGGAAGUGGUUAGGACACAUAUUGAGGAAAGCAUCGAACUACGUC